Anopheles coluzzii is the source of this 1986-nucleotide messenger RNA. RefSeq lists its product as uncharacterized. The record is from RefSeq and is a predicted model, not a curated record. Lineage: Eukaryota; Metazoa; Arthropoda; Insecta; Diptera; Culicidae. The transcript is spliced from 3 exons. The coding region runs from base 347 to 1600 and encodes 417 amino acids.
UUUUUUAGUAAAGUUUUCGUGCUGCUUAGGGCUAUUUGAGGAACAGAGCUAAAUGCUAAAGCAAAUAGUUAACCAUAAAAUACGCAUGUUAUCAUAACAGGAUACGGUUGGCACAGUCACAGAUAAUACCAGACGCUGUGGAUACUCACUAUAUGUUCUUUUUAUCAUUUGGUUCAAAGCAGAGUACGAACUGAUGUCUUGGUAAUUGAGAUAAUUGAGUUAAGCAAAUAAAGAUCGCUAGCAGGAGAUGCUAGCGAACAUUCUCAAUGGAUUUCAGUCUUGAUCGUGACAUUGCCAAGGAAAAAGAUUCUUAAAUCUUCUGAUCAAGCUCGUUCCUCUAAAGAAAAUGGAUUUUUCCAUUGCUGAUUGUAGUAUGAUUAUCAAGAGUGAUUUUAAGACAUGUGGCGACUUUUUUAAAGUGAUCAAGUUUGAAAUGGAACAUAUUUCAGGCCAACCGGGAUAUUUAGGAGAGUAUUAUUAUUUAAACAUCACGUAUGAAACGCUGGAAGGAGAUAUAAAGGCGGGCAAAUAUUUCAUGAAAUCGCUUCCAUACCACGACGCAGUAUUGACGGAAGCGGUGGAAAGUUGGGGCAUAUUUCGUAAGGAAGCUGAAUUAUACAGUCUUCUUUUCAAUAAGUAUGAAAGAGAUCCGAAGAAAGUGACCAAGUGGGCUCCUGAUUGUUUUGUUGCACGAAGCAACAUGCUUGUAAUGGAAGAUCUUACAAGUACAGGAUAUCAAACAACUUCAUUCCAAACAACGCUGAAUGAACAACACAUGAAAGCAGUGUUCGACCGUUUAGCCCAAAUGCAUGCCUCUUCUAUCCAUUUUGAGAUUAACCAACUGGGCGGAAAAUCGAUUGGAGCUAUCUAUAAUGAAGAUGUUUUGUUUGAAACCACAUUCACUUCAACAAGCGGAUGGUUUGUGGCUGGAUUAAAGGGAAUUCAAAAGAUCGCUUCAGAGAGAAAUCGUUACUCACAUGAUCCACGAAAAAAAUCAAUCAUUGAAAAUCAGUUGUGGAGCUGUUUGGAACGAAUUUAUACACUUGCCGAAGAUACGGAAGAAUUUCGUUCGGUCGUAGUUCAUCGUGACCUAUGGAUCAACAAUAUCAUGUUCAAGUACGAUCAAACAGACGAUUUGUGCAAAAAACCGACCGACUGCUUACUGAUCGAUUUUCAGUUGGCGCGAUAUUUGCCACCAUGUGUGGAUUUUGUAUGCGCUUUAUAUCUUUUAACUAAUGCCGAACAUCGGUCACAGUACGCUGACCGGUACGUUGAGUAUUAUUACAAUUCAUUACAAAACAAAUUAGCAAUUCUAGGCCUGAAUGGGCCAUCUAUUCUCUCAAGAGAACAAUUCGAAAAAAGCCUUGAUCAUUAUCGGCUUCUUGGUCUCGUUUGGACGGGCGUACUGCACGGAUUUGUGAACUUUCCCAAAGGUAUGUUGGCUCAAUUGCACCAAGAAGACCCUGAAACAUAUACAAGAAUGUCGAUGGAGAAUCGAGACGAUUUUAUCUUGAAGUAUUAUGACAGUGAUAGUUUCUUUCAUGAUCGGUUAGAUGACAUUGUUACCGAGCUGUUAGAAUACUUGUUUGAUUUUAAAUAGCUCUAUAAUAAUAAUUCAGAUUCACUUCAUACUAUGUGGGCGCUGUAGUUGAUCACAAAAAAAAACAAAAUUAAACAAAGUUUAAUGUUUAAAAAAAUGUGUACAAGCGGGAAAUGAGCAAUAUUUUAAGCAAUAAAAUUGCUAAAAACAAGAAUGAAACAAAAGAAAAAUAAAAAAUAUCAAGUCAAAUUAUACGAAAAAAUGGAUAUUUAGUAAACGCUUUGAUCGGCCAGGUGACAAUCAUUUAAAGCUUAUAGUAAUAGUAUACAUUUAUAUUAUUUCUAUAUAUUCAUCCGCUAUGAGCGUUUCGGAUACUAUGUAAACAAUAAUUACAUCGCAACACGGUUGUUCUUAAUACAUAAUAAAGGUUAUUGUAACAUAAGCUA